AUGGCCAAAUCUAGAAGAAACGACGGGUUCGCCAAGUCCAAACAGUUUGAGCAGCUCAACCCAGAUAUAGAGGAUGAGAUUCUUGAGGUUUAUGCCCAACUCACUGCUGAAUCUCCUGACUUGUUCCUCCAUCAACUACCAGAAUUUUUCACAUUCUUGAAAGUGCCCCAUUGCUUCAUCUAUGAUAUCUUGCAAUGUACAGAGUACUACUACGAGUUCAUGCAGCGGGACAAGUUGGUGGUGGACGCUAGAAAUGUGAAGCAGCAAACCACUAUCAACUUGCUUCAGGCAUAUACCAUUACUGGCUCCGAUUCCGAUUUGAUCGAUAUCGUGGAUAUCGAUAAGCUAAUACGGCAUGGCAACAAGCUUGUCAAGUUCCGCAACAACUAUCACCACAUAUACGAGAGCUGGAAAUUGUUCGUGCAGGCAGCGUCAGACUCCACCUCCAAAUCUGCCAUUGUACACUACAAGCUAAGUCUUCCUGACUUGAAGCGCAUCAAGGCAGUAUUGAAUUUGGAUGAAAGCGAGGGAAGAACCAGUUUUAGUGACUCUCUUUUGAUCGAUAUGCUCAGCUGCUGCUCGACCGACUCCGACGGAAAUAUAAUCAACUUCGACUUCGAUAAGCCCAAGGAGGGAUCGUACUUGUCCAUUAAAGACUUCGCCGAGAUUUUGGGCAACUUGGGAGAGCUCGAAUAG
Suhomyces tanzawaensis NRRL Y-17324 is the source of this 696-nucleotide messenger RNA. RefSeq lists its product as uncharacterized. The record is from RefSeq and is a predicted model, not a curated record. Lineage: Eukaryota; Fungi; Ascomycota; Pichiomycetes; Serinales; Debaryomycetaceae. The coding region runs from base 1 to 696 and encodes 231 amino acids. The transcript has a single exon.